Molecule: messenger RNA, 1974 nt
Organism: Gallus gallus (chicken)
Lineage: Eukaryota; Metazoa; Chordata; Aves; Galliformes; Phasianidae
Gene: C1orf106
Product: C1orf106 homolog
Exons: 9
Coding region: 107-1723 (538 amino acids)
Biological process (GO): positive regulation of protein ubiquitination; adherens junction maintenance
Source: RefSeq, a predicted model, not a curated record
AGAGCGGCAGCGAGCACCGUGCUGACGGCCCCGCCGUGCUGGCACCCAGGACCUACGAGAAGGCAAAGCAAACACGGCCUCGCCUUGCUCCCUGCAGGUACCCAGCAUGGAGGGCAGGGAGGAGGCGGGUGACUCCGACAGCGGGAUCAUGCUGCACUCGGGCCCCGGCAGCCCCACAGCCCCGCUGAAGGAGUUGGCACAGCGGGUGCGCAGGCAGCAGCAGGCACUGGAGCUGUGUGUGCAGGAGCUGCGGCGGCUCUGCCUGCGUGAGGCGGAGCUGACGGGGACGCUGCCCCAAGAGUUCCCCCUGAAGGCCGGUGAGAAGCCCCCCAAAGUGCGGCGCAGGAUCGGGGCCGCCUUCAAGCUGGAUGAGAGCCUGGUGCUGCGUGGGACGGACCCACUGGGAGCCCUGGAGAGGGACCUGGCGCUGCAGAUGCAGAUUGCCAGAGCUGCACAUCGCCUGUGCCGGGAGGAGAACAUCAGCAAACAGCUGCGCCGCAGGAGGAAGACGGCGGCACUGAAGGAGGAGCAGAAGCUGAAGGCGCUGGAGGACACCCUGCUGGCCGAGCGCCGGGCCAUGUCUGCUGGUGGCGCUGGGGGGGCUCAGGAGCUCAGCGCGUCGGAUGAGAGCUCGCUGUCGGAUGCUGCGCUGCUGGAGGAGGAGGAGGCACAGCCGAUGGGAGCCGGCACCCCGCAGCGCCUUCCAUCCCCGUGCCCGUGGCCCCGUUUGGCCUCCGAGGAGCAGAGUGAGGGUCUGGGGUGCCCCUCUGCACCCCCCGGCCCCUGGAGAGAGACCAGCCUCGAUGGACCCUAUGGGAAGGCCAAGAACAUCAGUGCUGAGCCUGGGGAUGGGGAAACCCGCGGGCCGCGGUGCUGCCCCACAUCCCCACCUGCUGUCGCCGCUGUCCCCGUCAGCCCUGAGCGCAGGGCUGGGGAUGUGGCCCCGUAUCGCUUCAUCCCCGUCCGGAGUGUGGUGCUGUGCCGGCAGAUGGGAUCCAGCGCUCCCAGCACCCCAGAGCCAGCGAUCCGACGUGGACAGUGCCAGUCCCUGAGGGUGGAUGCACGCUGGGAGCCGGGUGAGAUGCGGGGCCGCAGCACCGCUCCCCGCCGCCGCCCCACACACUACACGGUGACGGUGCCCCCCUCCUGCCCGCCGGCCCCCAGCCCCACACCGCGCUCCGGCUCCGACGACAGCAUCUCCGACGUCUCCAGCGUCUCCCACGCCACCUCCCCGGGCAGCAGCAGCCCCGACGUCUCCUUCCCACGUCCUCCAGCCCCACCACAUGGCACCGAACCCACUUUCUACCCCCGUGGUGCCCCCCAGCUCCUGCCGCCCCCCGGCCCCCCGGUGUUCCUCUAUGAGCAGGACCUGGCCCCGCUGCGCUACCAACGCCUGGUGCCCUCACACAGCCGCAUCGUGCGCACCCCCUCGCUCAAGGACUACGUGCCGGGGGGGUCCCGUGGGCUCUCCAAAGCGGUGGUGACAGAGGAGCUCAAAUCGUGGCACCAACGCGCCCGGCUGCGGGGAGCCCGGCCCCAUUCCCUCGACAGACAGGGGGCCUUCCGGGGACACCGCUGCGCGACCCCCCAGGAUGGGCCCCCCCUCCGUGGGGCACCGCUGCGGGCUCAGGCGGCCCCGAUCCGCAUCCUGCGGCGCUCCCCUCCCGGCGUGCCCGUGCAGGUCUACGUGCCUGAGAACGGCGAGAUCAUCACACAGGUGUGAGGCGGCCCCCAACCCCACGGGGCACGGCCUGGCUGGCCCAGGGCAAUGGGGAGAGUGGGGACACAGCCGUCACGCACCCCUGUGGGCAUGGGGACGAAGGGGGGGGGGGGGGGCACAGCUGUGGGUUGGGGUGGGCAGGGCUGGCUCCUUACACUGUCCCAUGUCACCAGUGACCCCUAAAGGGUCUGCAGUGCAGAUGUGUCAUAAUCGGGUAUCUUUUUUUUGCCUAAUAAACGUGGUCAUUUGGGAUC